Molecule: messenger RNA, 2494 nt
Organism: Coregonus clupeaformis (lake whitefish)
Lineage: Eukaryota; Metazoa; Chordata; Actinopteri; Salmoniformes; Salmonidae
Product: THO complex subunit 5 homolog
Exons: 20
Coding region: 146-2260 (704 amino acids)
Biological process (GO): mRNA export from nucleus; positive regulation of DNA-templated transcription, elongation
Cellular component (GO): THO complex part of transcription export complex
Molecular function (GO): mRNA binding
Source: RefSeq, a predicted model, not a curated record
AUGUCGUUACCCAUAGUGCUUUGCGUUGUAACUGGAAAUAAAGUGUGUUUCGAACAACUUGUGCACGAGAUUUACGGAUAAAUGAAUGUUCUGUUUUAGUUUUUCGUAUUUUAUAUCGUUUUGACUAGUCUGACGUUGACCAGCCAUGUCAGACGCCCUGAAGAAGCGCAAGUCGAAGGUGCUGCGCAGCGAGAUGGGCACACCUGAGGGGAAACGCGGCCGCGGAGAAGGGGACCAGGUGAGCACUGCAGAGGAGAUGAGAGGGGUGGACAGCAUAAACAGUGGGGGUGAGGGGGUCAAGGACUUACCUGUGUACAGUGAAGAGGUGGAGCUGGAUAGCAGGGACCCAGAGGAGGACUACCAGGAAUAUAAACUAACCUGUGAAGCUCUGGCCCAACUGAUGAACGACAUCCAGGAGCAGAAAGCCAACGGCGCCAAGGAUGGGUGUACUGAGAUAGAGGAGAAGAGGAUGCAGAGCUGUAUCCACUUUAUGAGUCUGAAGAAACUCAACCGCCUGGCUCACAUGAGACUGAAGAGGGGGAGAGACCAGACACACGAGGGCAAGCAGAGAGUGGAUGUGUUGCACCUGCAGCUCCAGAACCUGCUCUAUGAGGUCAUGCACCUGCAGAAGGAGAUCAGCAAGUGUCUGGAGUUCAAGUCAAAGCAUGAAGAGAUAGAUCUUGUGAGUGUAGAUGAGUUCUACCAGGAGGCCCCCCCUGAGACAUCCCGCAGCCCCCUCACCAAGGACGACACCCACCAACUCACACUGGCCAGGCUGGACUGGGAACUGGAGCAGAGAAAGAGGCUGGCUGAGCAGUACAAGGAGUCUCUGUCCAGUAAGGAGAAGAUCCAGAAAGGCAUUGAGGUUAAGAAGGAACACCUGAGUUCUCUACAGCCUGGACUCAACGCUAUCAUGCAGGCAUCCCUCCCGGUCCAGGAGUACCUCUCCAUGCCGUUUGAACAGACCCAGAGACAGACAGAGAUCGCCCGCCACCUCCCCCCCUCUCUCUAUGUCCUACUGGUACAGGCCAGCGCUUACGGACAGGCCUGCGAUAAGAGCCUGAGUGUGUCCAUCAGUGGAGAUGUGGACGAGGCCAAAGCUCUGUCUAAACCUCCAGAGGACUCCCAGGAUGAUGAUUCUGGUGAUUCUGAUGCAGAGGAGGAGCAGGAGAAAACUAAGAGGAGGAGACCUACUACAGGUGGUCAGCUGGAUGAUAAGAGACGUGAGAUGCUGAAGAGACACCCUCUCUCCCUCUGCCUAGACCUCAAAUGCAAAGACGGCAGUGUGCUGCAUCUGUUCUUCUACUACCUGAUGAACCUGAACAUCAUGACUGUCAAGGCCAAAGUCUCCACCGCCACAGACCUCACUGGAGCUAUCAGUGCUGGGGAGCUGUUAAAUUCUGACACGCUGCUCAACUGCCUGUAUGCUAACGAUCAGGGGCGCGAGACGCCCAACCCUGCUAACCGCUACCAGUUUGAUAAAGUGGGGAUCAGUUCAUUUGGAGACUACGUGGCAGAGCUGGGUCAUCCCUACCUGUGGGUGCAGAGACUGGGAGGACUGCAGUUCCCAAGUGACGCCCCAGAGGGUGUGCAUGCAGGCAGUUCUCUGAGUGCCAGUCACAUGGAGAGCACCAUGAAGCUGCUGAGAGGACGCGUCCAGUCACGCCUGGCCCUGCACAAACAGUUCUCCUCACUAGAGCACAGUAUUGUUCCAGUGUCCAGUGAGUGCCAGCACCUGUUCCCUGCUAAGGUUCUCUCCCGCCUGGCUCGCUGGACUACCAUCACACACCAGGAGUACACAAAUCUGGUGUUCACGCAGCAUGUGUCAGAAGCAGGUCUUGCUCGGGAGACUGACCUGUUCUUCAUGGCCGUGGUGGAGAGAGGAACAGCUCGUCUUCAGGCUGCGGUGGUGUUGAACCCCCGUUACCCAGUCAUUUCUCCUCUCUUUGCUGUCUCACUCAGCUGGAAGGGGGAGCGCAGUGGACGUACUGACGACAACCUUCGAGCCAUGGAGAGUGAGGUGAACGUUUUCAAAUCGGAGCUCCAGGGGCCCCGCCCAGGCCACCAGCUGCUGACCAAUCAGGUGGCUCGUCUGGGUGUCUGUCUGGACGUGUACCUGGAGACAGACGGACAGGACGACAGUGUGGAGGGACCACGGGAGUUCCCCAGAGAGAAGAUGUGUCUACGCACUGUCAGGGGUCCGAACCGUCUGAAGCCGUUCAAGUACAACCACCCCCAGGGCUUCUUCAGUCACCGCUGACCUCUCUACCCCUCUCCCUUCACCGCUGACCCCCCGACCCCCUCACCCCAGAACUCUUACCCUACCUCAUGGCUUCUUCAGUCACCCCUGACUCCUGAACUUUACCCUCUGCUGUGCCCCUGCCCUCAUAUCCCCCAUCUCUUUUUUUAAUACACAAGUCUUGUCUGUUUAACACACUGUUUGACACAUUCUGUGUGUCGGUUGGACAAUAAAAAGCUAGUGAUCUUGUUUGGA